Molecule: messenger RNA, 2707 nt
Organism: Amphibalanus amphitrite
Lineage: Eukaryota; Metazoa; Arthropoda; Thecostraca; Balanomorpha; Balanidae
Exons: 9
Coding region: 149-1594 (481 amino acids)
Biological process (GO): actin crosslink formation
Cellular component (GO): actin filament
Molecular function (GO): actin filament binding; microtubule binding; cytoskeletal adaptor activity
Source: RefSeq, a predicted model, not a curated record
ACGGCCGAACGGCGCGUCAGACGUGGUAUUGAUUGUGCCGCGGUGCCAGUGGGUCGACGGAGGUCCCGGGCGCGAGCAGUGCUGGACCCAGGGUGACGUGUGACAGGCUCUUCCACAGCAGGCUCACCACUUCAGACAGGCAUCCAGGAUGCGGCGUCAGCGCUGUCGCAGCUGGGGCACCCUGCUGGACGCGCCCGACGAGCUGGAGAGGCCGCCAGAGACCGAGAUCGAGUACGUGCGCUACCUGCAGCAGAAGAUCGCCGACGCCCAGGAGCGUCACCUGCUGCCGCUCAAGGAGGACGUCACCGACUGGCUCAACGCCACGCUAGGCACGGACCACAUCGACGUCAACAACUACAUGUCGGUGCUGGAUAACGGGAUCCUGCUCUGUCGGCUGGCCAAAAUCAUCGCCGAUCGGGCCGCGCACACACAUACGCUGACGAUGCCGCCGCCGACGUUCAAGUUUCGCUGCUGGGACCGAGCUCGGCCAGGAACCUUCUUCGCGAGAGACAACGUCUUUAACUUCCUGCAGUUCUGCAAGCUGGUCGGCUGCCAGGAGAACUUCCUCUUCGAGACGGACGGACUAGUUCUACACACAGCUCCGCGCGGUGUGCUGCUAUGCCUUCUGGAGCUGGGCCGGCACACGAGCACCUACGUGGAGCCGCCGACCCUGGUUCGCCUGGAGCAGGAGAUCGAGGAGCAGGAGCGGAUGGCGGCCGUGCGCGAGGGAUCCGACUCGGGCUACUCGGACACGAACCAGGAGCGCGAGCGUAGCGCCGAGAGGGACGUGCUGGACGCCCGCUCGCCGCGGCCCACGUCACUCAUUCCAGUCAGGAGGAGGAAGAGCGGCUCCCAGCGCAGGGGCGGGACCACCUCGAUGCCGGCGUCCGCGCUGACCUCUCCGGCCCACCACCGGUCCACGCCACGUCUGUCGGUGGCAGGAGCACCCUCGGGCGCCUGUACCCCGUCCCGCAUACCGCGACCGCAGGGGGGCCGGGCGCACCUGGUCAGGGUGAAGAUGGCACUGCACAACAGCGGCGCCGGAGCCGGCACCGGCGGCGUGCUCACGACCGAGGAGCGGACACAGCAGCUGCGGGAGCGGCUCCACCAGCUGGAGAUGAGGGAGGCGAGCAGCUCGACGCCGCGCCGGCCGCACGCGCGGGCCAGCACGCCGGCCAGCUCGAGCUCGGUGGCGAGCACGCCCACCUGCCGUACCCCGACCCACGGCCACCUCUCGUCCAGCGGCGAGAACAGCCUGCUCGAUAAAAAGGUGCAGGAGAUGGUUGAAGAGUCGGCGGCCGGCUGCAAGUGUCGCACCAACUGCAUGGCCGAAGUACAGCUCAGACGGGUGGCAGAGGGGCAGUACAACGUCGCAGGACGCACCGUUUUCAUACGGCUGCUGAAGGGCCGUCAUGUGAUGGUUCGUGUGGGCGGCGGCUGGGACACUCUGGAGCACUUCCUGAGCCGACACGACCCGUGCCAGUCGGCCACGCUGCCUGGCUCGCUGGCCACGGGCGACAGUGACACCACCGAGAUGUUCCUGCGCCUGCCGGCCACACCGCGCACCCGCUGCCAGGUGCCCUCCAACGGCUGAGCGGCCGGCUGGCCGGCGGUCGGUCCACGACACGGGUGUGAUGACCGCGGCCCGGCCAGCGGCCGAGGUGGCCGCCGCGCCGGUGGACAAUAUUCUCAGCAGCCAAUUCCAGUAGAGUUCCGUAGAGAGCACGUAGCUGGACGCUCUCCGGUUGUGACAGUCUUGUGGCGGGCGGUGCUAUGCGCUGGGACACGGCGAACCGUGAGGCCGAAGCGCAGAGUUACCGGGUGGGCUGCUGGCAGGCGGCCGCAGCUGACGUUAAAUCGAGCAGGGCUCAAUAGCAGACCAUAGCCAAUAGCUUGCGAAUCUCGGACACACCAUUGUGCAUAUUUAGCUCCUUAUAGUCAAACUUCAGUGCUUCGGAACCGCAGUAAUAAUCCCCUAAAACAUUGCCCUUGCGUCGGUCGUCGGCGCUGCGCAUCCCUCCCCCCCCCCCCCCAAGAAACCUACUUAGUGACGGCCGUCUAUAGGAAUACUGCCACGCGUCUGUUUCCCCAAGCCACAGGAGAGGCCCACCCAGAACGACGUGAUAGUGAUGCCAGCCACGAGCGUGAACGGUGCAAUCUUCGGCGCGCAGGUGCGCCGUGUUUGUCUCUCCCUGCGCCGACGGCGGUAGGUGCCCGCCGCGUACAUAGCUUGUCAAGAUGCCAUAUAGGUGUGUUAUGUUGCUCGCCGCCCCUUCAGGCGGAAUCAGUUGGUUGUUCUUUCGUCAGGGUAGGUCAGGAGACCGACGCUCUUAGCUGCGCGUCAUAAUUCGCGCAGGACAGGCACGAAUGCGCAGGUAUGAGUGCGCAGAGUGAGAGAGUUGAGUUUUCAAAGUGAGUUGAGUUUGAAGCGAAUGUUUGAGACGGUUGUGGAGCGCGGUAAGGGUGUUGAAUGUUGAUGUUGACUUCUUUGCAGCUAACAGGACGAGUUUAGACCGGGGCCAGGCUGAGUCCCAGGAAGUCGUACGUACUCGCUAUACAUUGCUGUUGUUUGUAAUGCCAUUUGAGGGACGGGAGGGAUGUCGAUGGGUCGUUUGAAGCGCAUACAUUCGCAGAAACAUGCCGCAUUUGUUUAUAUUCGGAAGGUUUAACUACUUGUACAAUAAAUACAUAAUAGGUUUCUGAUGCA